AUGCCCUCAGUUCAAGAUUUUCCGUACGACCGCGAUGGCGAGUCCUCUGGCUCCAAAUUGACGGCCACCAUCAAAGGCCUUUUUGAGAGCAUUGCAGGCUCUGCCCCUGAUCCCACGAACCCGGUCAUCAAUGGAGCCACGGUUCAAUCACGUCCAUUUUUGGCUCGAGUUCUGGCAGAUAUCGCCAGUCAAGCGCCGAGGUUGGGUGAAAACCUGGGAUUGAUUCAUUCGCUGGUAGACACUAAAUUGUUCGAUGGUGGCUUCGUGGAUGACAGGCAGUAUCAGAUGGAGAAAAUCAUCCAAUUGGCAGCAUCAUUGCCGGCUGAAUCGAAAGCCUUGGGCGAUUUGACUGGCCAGUUCAUCAAACUCCUGUGGGAGAAUCUGGAGCAUCCUCCCCUUUCUUACGAAGGGGAUGAGUACAAGUACCGGACGGCUGAUGGGAGCAACAACAACAUUUUGUAUCCCCAUCUCGGAAAGGCAGGCUCUUACUAUGCCCGAACUGUUGUUCCUCAGACACUGCAGCCUGGCGUCCUGCCGGAUCCCGGUGUCAUCUUCGAUGCGAUAUUCGCACGUGACGAAGAGCCUAGGGAGCACCCUAACAAGAUAUCCAGCAUGUUGUUCUAUCUUGCGACUAUCAUCAUCCACGAUUGCUUCCACACAGAUCCAACUGACUACGGCAAGGUCAAAACCUCGUCUUAUCUAGACCUUGCCCCCCUGUAUGGUAGCAGCCAGGAGGACCAGAACAAAAUCAGGACAUUCAAGGAUGGUCUCCUGAAACCUGAUGCCUUCUGUGAGAACAGAAUACUUGGCUUUCCUCCCGGUGUUUGUGCCAUCGUUGUGUGCUUUAAUCGAUUCCACAACUAUGUGGCACUGCAGCUGAAGGAGAUUAAUGAAGGAGGUCGAUUCAAGAUUCCAAGGGACGAUAGCGAUCAGAAAGCUGUGAAGAAGCUGGACAACGAUCUGUUCCAGACAGCCAGACUCGUCACAUGUGGUCUAUAUGUCAACAUCAUCUUGAACGAUUACGUCAAAACCAUUCUGAAUCUCAACCGAUCCAACUCGACUUGGACCUUGGAUCCACGCAAAGACUUCAGCGAGGUCUUUGACGCCCAGGGCAUUCCUUCCGGUGUAGGCAACCAGGUUAGCGUGGAGUUCAAUUUGGUCUACCGAUGGCAUUCCGCCAUAAGUCUAAAAGACGAGAAGUGGACCAACGAUUUGUACAAGUCCUUGUUCCCGAACCAGGACAUCUCAACGGUGACUCAACCAGACCUAUUGAGAGCGCUGAGGGGAUGGCUUGAGAAGAUCGGCAGCGAUCCGACGAAAUGGGAGCUCGAUGGUGGAAAGUAUAAGAGAACCGGCCGUGGCACUUUCCGCGACGAAGAUCUUGCCCAGAUUCUAACGGAGGCUACUGAGGAUGUUGCAUGUGCUUUUGGACCCAGAAAUGUCCCGCUGGUCAUGAAGUUGAUCGAGACGCUGGGUAUGCAACAGGCCCGGGCCUGGAACGUUGCGACGUUGAACGAACUUCGAAAGUUCUUCAAGCUGGAGCCACACAAGGAGUUUUCCGACAUCACGAAGAACGAAGAAGUGGCUCGUUCACUGAAAGCUCUUUAUCAGCAUCCCGACUACGUCGAGAUGUACCCUGGUCUCGUUGCUGAAGACGCCAAGGAUCCACUGGAACCAGGUUCGGGUCUCUGCCCUGGAUACACUAUCUCCCGCGCCAUUCUUGCAGACGCGGUUGCGCUCACUAGGGGUGAUCGCUUUUAUACUGUCGACUACACACCUGCCAAUCUCACCAACUGGGGCUGGGCGCAAGUCAAUUCGGACCCUGACGUGGCGCAGGGUGGUUGUUUCUACAAUUUGGUGAUGAGAGCACUGCCAUUCUACUACAGGGGCAACUCGAUUUAUGCCAUGUAUCCGUUCACUAUACCGGAGGAGAAUCGUAGGAUCAUGGAAAGGCUUGGCAAGGAGGAGCAAUAUGACUAUCAAAGACCUUCCUACAUCGGUCCACCAACAUCGAUACGCUCAUGGAAAGCUGUGACUGAGAUUUUGCAGGACAAAGUUUCAUUUGCUGUUCCUUGGGGACCUCAUACCUACUAUCUAACCAAGCACGACUACAUGCUUAGCGGUGACAAGCCGUCGAAUGCAACGCAACGUGAAGAGGUCAAGAACGCGCUCUAUUGCCCGGUCAACGGUCUAAAACAAGUCCAAACCUUCUAUGAGGACUUGACGACUCAGCUCGUUGUUGCAAGAUCAGAACGUUUGAGGGGUGAAUGGUAUCAACUUGACGCUUGCCGUGAUGUUGGUAAUCCAUCUCACGCCAUCUUUGUUGCAAAGAUGUUCCAUCUGCCGCUUAAGAAGCGCGGAGACCUCAAUCUAGCUGCUGUAGAGGUCGACCAACUCUACUUGGCACUCUCCGUGCUGUUCGCCUAUGUCUUCCUGGACCUUGACACCGCCAGAUCGUUUAAGCUGAGAGGCGGAGCAAAGCAAGCCACGGACCAAAUUGGCAAGCUCGUCAAGGUGGUUUGCGAGGCCGUCAAGGUUGGCGGAUGGUUUCACCUUAGUGACCUGCUUCCCAUGGGUACUGCUGGCAAGAUGCUCGAGGACUAUGGAGUCCAACUCAUCAAGCGUCUCUUUGAAGGUGGCAAAUCUGUUGAUGAGGUGGUCUGGACCAUCAUUCCUACCGCUGCAGCGGCUGUUGCCACCCAGGCCCAGCACUUUACACAGAUGCUCGACGUUUAUCUCUCCGAAGAAUACUACAGCAAGCACUGGCCUGAGAUCCAGCGGUGUGCGUGGUCAGACGCACCCGAAGAUUUCGAGAAGCUCAAAGGCUACGCGCUCGAAGCCAAUCGUCUUGCACCCGCGGCAUUUGGUCUCCUCCGCAACUCGAAUAUCGACACUGUUAUCGACGACAACGGAACACCGGUGGAGAUCAAGGCCGGAGACCACCUUUACACGGAUUUCAUCACCGUCGGUCUCGAUGAGAAGGCCUUCCCCAAUCCUCGCCACAUCGACCCGACACGCGAUCGCUCACUGUAUAUCCAUCACGGCUACGGUCCACACUCGUGCCUGGGCCGCCCGAUCGUCGAAGUCGCCAUGGCCGCACAGUUGAAGGUCUUUGCCAAAUUGAAGAACCUCCGACGCGCGCCCGGUGCCCAAGGCAUUCUGAAGAAGACAAUUCCCAAACCGAACCCGACAAGCAGUGACCCAAAGCCCAAUCCUGGUAGCAUAGAGGUCUUCCUUCUUGAGAACUACUCCUCUUGGUAUCCUUUCCCAACAACGCUGAAAGUGCACCAUGACGGCUUGUUGAAGGCGCAGCCAGACCAAUUGGCUGCGGAAACCGGUGUUCCAGGCAUUCAAGACGACAUUCAGGAUAGUGACAUGACACAGAGUAACGGAAAUGGAGUGCACAGCAACGGCUACGAUGAGGAGACUCAAACAGCAUGA
Exophiala bonariae is the source of this 3441-nucleotide messenger RNA. RefSeq lists its product as uncharacterized. Bases 1 to 3441 code for a protein of 1146 amino acids. Lineage: Eukaryota; Fungi; Ascomycota; Eurotiomycetes; Chaetothyriales; Herpotrichiellaceae. The transcript has 3 exons. The record is from RefSeq and is a predicted model, not a curated record. Gene Ontology annotation, biological process: response to oxidative stress. Gene Ontology annotation, molecular function: oxidoreductase activity, acting on paired donors, with incorporation or reduction of molecular oxygen; iron ion binding; peroxidase activity.